Messenger RNA from Nezara viridula (southern green stink bug), 1126 nucleotides. Lineage: Eukaryota; Metazoa; Arthropoda; Insecta; Hemiptera; Pentatomidae. The record is from the annotation of a GenBank genome assembly.
CAAACAAUGAGGGCUUGAUUCAAAAUUGUUGACUUUCUUUAGACCCUACUUCUUUUCAGUAUUGUUUGAAUGAGGAAUGGGUUGUACUAUCAGCGACUGCUGUAAAAAUAGUGAGUCACAGUCUGACCUUGCUGAUGAAAGAACUCAUUUACUGAAUGAUCCUGUUUGCAAUUCAUCUUCUGUUCAAAGAGUUCAGAGUGAUGACUUAGCUUCUCAUUAUCCUAAUUCAUCUCCAAAGGGCACUGAUGAGCAGUCCGUGCUCAACAAAAUUCUUCAGGAAACAGCCACGAAUGUCAUUGAUGUAGCUGCACUAGCUCCUACUAAUAUAGAACAAAAUGAAUAUUUAGAACGUAGGAGCCAUUACAGCUUGAAAUUGUCAUCUUUGCCAAUGCAAAUCAGUAUUAGGAGACCGUGUUAUUUAAUAGACAUCGCAGUUCCUGAAAAAAUGCUGACUCCUACUCCUAUUUCAACAGAGAAUGUCUUAUUGAUAAAACGAGCUUCAUCUAAAAUAAAGGGGGCUCUUAAUGAUCUCAAAGUAUAUCACACUGAAGAUUUGAUCGUUCCGUUUGAAAUUCCAUGACCAGUGUCAUAAAUCUCCUUUUUUAAAUAAUUGUUGUAUUAUGUAUGUUACAAAACUUUAAUUAUGUUAAUGUUUUAUUACAUCACGCUUAUAAUUUAUUUUUUAAAUAAAUGAAACAGUUUGAACCAAUAGCUAAGUUAAUUCCAUUUUUCUAAAAAUUAUAAUGUAGUUGGUGAAGAAGUUGUUUACUUUAGACUAUAUGGUUGUAUGGCUGUAUAUGGUUAUUGGGGUGGCUGUCAGAGAGAACACAAAUAAAAAUAAAAGAUUUUUAUUUUUAGUUUAUUUUGCACCGCCAUUUCGGCUUGGGUUGCAAGCCUUCAUUAGGGCUGAGAAAAGACAAGAUAACAUCCAAAAUUACUAAAAAUUAUUGUAAAAGGAUAUUAGAACAAAAAAUGUGUAGUCUACUUAUUAAUAAAUUAUAAGAAGUGAAUAAAAAUAUAUGAGUAUUAUAUGUAAUAGUAAGGUAAGAAAAUAUAAGUGAGCUAUAAUGAAAAAUAAUAUAAUGUAUGGUAACAAAAUAACAGUACAGUCAUAAGGUAAUGUAAU